Molecule: messenger RNA, 990 nt
Organism: Drechmeria coniospora
Lineage: Eukaryota; Fungi; Ascomycota; Sordariomycetes; Hypocreales; Ophiocordycipitaceae
Product: DNA repair family protein
Exons: 3
Coding region: 1-990 (329 amino acids)
Biological process (GO): DNA repair
Source: RefSeq, a predicted model, not a curated record
AUGUCAAAAAAACGAACAAUCGAUGCCUUUUUUGACAGGACCCCGAAGCGACCGAAACAGGAAGCUGAUGAUGCUGAUGGAUCGGCACCGAUCGAGGAGCCACCAGGAACCUCACGGCACUCGCAUUAUCCAUUCGAAAUCGCAUAUCUGCCAGCCGUCGUGACGAGAGCACUUGCCUCACUCCCAGCGAGUCCAGGAAAGGCCAUCAACCAUCAGCCCGAUCUAGAUCUGCUGUACUUUGAGCCCUAUAUCCCGAGAGAUAUGGCGAAAUCGUUGUUCCAUUUCCUGCGCGCAGAGCUUCCGUUCUACAGAGUCGAGUAUGACAUUAAGCGAGGAGGCGUUCAGACUCACAUCCGCACACCAAGCAGAUGGACCACUGUUUUUGGCUUGGAUGACACGUCGUGCUUUGACGAGAAUGGGCGUGUCAUGGACAAAACGACAGGCACGGAGGCAGCGGACAGGCGGUAUGACAAAUACCCCCCUCGGCCGAUACCUAGAUGUCUCGACGACCUACGAAAGCGCACCGAAGCAGUGACGGACGGAAAAUUCAACUUUUGCCUCGUAAACUACUACGCCUCGGGGUUGGACAGCAUCUCCUUCCACAGCGACGACGAGCGCUUCCUCGGUAGAGAUCCCAUCAUUGCAUCCUUCUCGCUCGGAGCGCCACGUGACUUUCUGCUCAAGCACAAACCGCCUGUGCCGCCGGCGGGAGGCCAACUCGCGGCGCCUCCGUCGGCGGCCAAGCCACUCAAGUACUCCCUCCGAAGCGGCGACAUGAUCCUCAUGCGUGGUCGCACCCAGACUCACUGGCUGCAUUCAGUACCGAAAAGGACAGGAAGGAACGAGUACGAUGGUGGGAGAAUCAACAUCACGUUUCGGCGGGCCAUGACAAAGGAUGGAACAGAAAACUAUUACAACUAUAACGUCGGCUGCGGCCCGGCGUAUCGCUGGAACGAGCAAAGCUCAGAGAUGGUCGCCUGGAAGCCAUGA